Messenger RNA from Macrobrachium nipponense, 884 nucleotides. Its product is annotated as NADH dehydrogenase [ubiquinone] 1 alpha subcomplex subunit 10, mitochondrial-like. Lineage: Eukaryota; Metazoa; Arthropoda; Malacostraca; Decapoda; Palaemonidae. The record is from RefSeq and is a predicted model, not a curated record. The coding region runs from base 18 to 731 and encodes 237 amino acids. The transcript is spliced from 5 exons. Gene Ontology annotation, cellular component: cytoplasm. Gene Ontology annotation, biological process: mitochondrial electron transport, NADH to ubiquinone.
AUAUCUGCCAGGUAAGUAUGUACAAAACUUUAUUGUAUACUAACAAUAUCAUUUUUAUAUUUGCAGGUCAGGGUGUUGUAAUGGAAAGGAGUGUAUACAGUGAUUUAGUGUUUGCAGAAACUCUGGCUCAUUUUGGAUACUUGAGUAAGAAAGCCCUUAACCUGUAUUAUGAGUGCAGAAAAAUGACAGUACCACUUCUGAUGCGACCUCAUCUUGUUGUUUACUUGGAUGUUCCCGUUGACGUUACCUUGAAAAAAAUCCAGGCCAGGGGUUUGCCUCAUGAGACAAAUUCUUCUGUUUUAUCUGCAGAAUUUCUUUCUCAUAUGGAAAUGAAGUAUAAGCAACAAUUCCUUAAGGAAAUGAAAAAUCAUGCUGAGAUUUUGGUGUAUGACUGGUCAGAAGAAGGUGAUACUGAAGUUGUUGUUGAGGACAUUGAACGGAUCAAUUUUGAAUUUGGCAAGAACGACCCUAAAAUGGCAGAUUGGAAGCUUAAAGAUGAAUGGGAAUGGUGUGAAAAGCGAAUGCAGUAUACUAAAUACAGAAGUCAUUUCAUGAUGUGGUUGGUUGUACCAGACUUCAGUGUUGAGGAGAUGGUUAUUCCAGCUGCAGAUCACAAAAUAUACACAGAUGCUUUGCUUGAAGCACCUGGUGAGAGAUAUGAAGUGGGCUUCAAUAGUGAUAUGGGCGACCAGUUCAUUUUGACAAAAGUGAAAAAAGAUUUGGCAGUGUAAAUAACUUGGUGUAAGGAACCAUGGUGUUAUUGCAUAGGCAGAUUAUUUAAGUUUAUUUUAUAAAUAGAUUGUGCUGAAAUUGAAACAGACAUUUCCAGUAUAAAGUUUGUAAAUUAUGUACAGAAUGGAAAGUGAUAUAAAUGAUUUACAAAA